This is a messenger RNA of Symphalangus syndactylus (siamang), 4685 nucleotides long. It is a transcript of the gene CXHXorf38, whose product is annotated as chromosome X CXorf38 homolog. The record is from RefSeq and is a predicted model, not a curated record. NCBI's taxonomy places the organism in Eukaryota, Metazoa, Chordata, Mammalia, Primates, Hylobatidae.
GUGCCCCGGAAGUCAAGACGCCCCGCCCCGGGAUCGGUGGCUCCGCGCCGCGCUGGCGCAGGCGUCGCUGCCGCCGGCGCAGGCGCCACUGCCUCGGGUAACUCCCAGGCUCCGCGCCUGCGCACUGCCGUCCGCCACGCCCCGCAACCUGGGUCCAAGGGGGAGACAUGAUGCUGUCGGAGCUAGCGGCGCGCCUCAACUGCGCCGAGUACAAGAACUGGGUGAAGGCGGGCCACUGCCUGUUACUGCUGCGUAGCUGCUUGCAGGGUUUCGUCGGCCGCGAGGUGCUCUCCUUCCACCGCGGCCUACUCGCCGCAGCUCCCGGCCUGGGGCCCCGCGCCGUCUGCCGUGGCGGCUCACGGUGCAGCCCGCGCGCCCGCCAGUUUCAGCCUCAAUGUCAGGUGUGCGCUGAAUGGAAACGGGAGAUUUUGAGACAUCACGUCAACAGAAAUGGAGAUGUGCACUGGGGAAACUGCCGGCCAGGCCGCUGGCCCGUGGACGCCUGGGAGGUGGCCAAGGCCUUCAUGCCCCGAGGACUAGCAGACAAACGAGGACCUGAGGAAUGUGAUGCGGUUGCUCUUUUAAGUCUCAUCAACUCCUGCGAUCACUUCGUGGUUGAUCGAAAGAAAGUCACAGAGGUAAUUAAAUGUCGUAAUGAGAUCAUGCACUCUUCAGAGAUGAAAGUAUCUUCUACGUGGCUUCGAGAUUUUCAGAUGAAGAUCCAAAAUUUUCUGAAUGAAUUCAAGAACAUCCCAGAGAUUGUGGCAGUAUACUCCAGAAUAGAACAGCUGUUGACGUCUGACUGGGCUGUUCACAUCCCCGAGGAAGAUCAGCGAGAUGGGUGUGAUUGUGAAAUGGGAACUUACCUGACUGAGAGCCAAGUCAAUGAAAUAGAAAUGCAGUUACUAAAGGAGAAACUUCAAGAGAUAUAUCUUCAAGCAGAAGAACAAGAGGUGUUGCCUGAAGAGCUCUCAAAUCGACUAGAAGUGGUGAAGGAAUUUCUGAGAAACAAUGAAGAUCUUAGAAAUGGCCUUACAGAAGAUAUGCAGAAGCUAAACAGCCUCUGUCUACAUCAAAAACUGGAUUCACAGGAACCUGGGAGACAAACACCUGACAGGAAGGCCUGAGGUUGCCCGUCAACAAAAUCAGGCAUGUUCUGUGAAAGUCAGCAUGGCUUCCAUCUCAGACAUCCUUUUCUGUGCAAAAGGAAAAAGUUACCAGAGUAUUGUACCCAAACAAAAAGGAAUUUUUGUUGUUUUGUCCUGGACUUUCCUCUAACUCUUUGGAACUAUUUUAAUAUUUAUAAACUUGGGGUUGUAUAAUCUAUUGCAAUCAAAAAUAUUAGAUACUCUAUGCCAAAACUUGCUACCAGGCCAGGCGUGAUGGCUCACACCUGUAAUCCCCAGCACUUUGGGAGGCCGAGGCAGGUGGAUCACCUGAGGUCAGGAGUUCGAGACCAGCCUGGCCAACAUGGCGAAACCCCGUCUCUACUAAAAAAAAAAAUAACAAAUUAGCCGGGCGUGGUGGCAUGUGCCUGUAAUCCCAGCUACCCGGGAGGCUGAGGCAGGAGAAUCGCUUGAACCUGGGAGGCAGAGGUUGCAGUGAGCUGAGACCAUGCCACUGUACUCCAGCCUGGGCAAUAGAGCGAGAUUCUGUCUCCCAAAAAAACAAAAAACAACAAUAAAACUUCCUACCAUCCAGGGAUUUUUUGCCAUUUAAAAGGUGAAUUUCUUUUCUGGUCCUAAACUGUAGCUGCUUAACUUAGUAAAGGCUGUGUUUGGCCAGGCCUGUGCCAGAGGCUCACCUGGAGUGCUCCACCCACUGGCAGGCAAGUCCUAUUCCUGUUCACCCAGGAUGUCCAAGGCUGGGCUGGGAUAUAAAUGUUGGGAUAGGAAAGAAGUAUUUCCUUUUUAGAGGAAAGCAAGAAGAAACAUUGCCUGAAAGGUGAUUCUCUAGUCAUUUCCAAUUAGUACAGAAAUGUUACUGCCUCUGGGUGCAGUGGUUCACGCCUGUAAUCACAGCGCCGUGGGCGGAUCACUUGAGCCCAGGAGUUUGAGACCAACUUGGGCAAGAUGGCGAGACCCCAUCUCUACAAAAAAUUUAAAAAUUACCUGGGCAUGGUGGCACACACCUUUAGUCUCAGCUACUCAGGUGGCUGAGAUGGGAGGAUCCCUUGAGCCCAGGUGGUCAAGGGUGUGGUGAGCUAUGAUCAUGUCACUGCACUCUAGCUUGGGUAACAGGACAAGACGCUGUCUCAAAAAAAAAAAACCCCUAAAAACUGUUACUACUAGGUUGGAGUAGCCUAAGGCAGUAGGGCAAGGAGGUGGGCCCAGGCUGGUCUGUGGGGAGCUGGAGAAUGAUGACUCGAGUGACCAGUGGACAGGCAGGACCCAGGCCAGCAUUACAAGUGGGGAUGUCAGGCAGGAGCAGGGGAGCUUCUCACUUGGCAGCUGGUUUAUGGUACACUUUUGAAAAGUAAGCUCCCGGGGCCUGGCCCUCACAUGCUCAGUGAAUAUUUGACUGAAGGGUCCCCUCAUAGCUUGGGAGUAUUCACAGGCCUAAAUGUUAGUUAUACUAUUAACUAAGCCUGGUCCUUCGUUACAAAAUUUAAAACUGAAAUUGCAACAUUCUUGUGGAAAUUCAAAGACAUCAUUUUCUUUUUUUUUUUUUUUUUUGAGACGGAGUCUCGCUCUGUCGCCUAGGCUGGAGUGCAGUGGCGCAAUCUCGGCUCACUGCAAGCUCCGCCUCCCAGGUUCACGCCAUUCUCCUGCCUCAGCCUCCCAAGUAGCUGGGACUACAGGCGCCCGCCACUACGCCCGGCUAAUUUUUCUGUAUUUUUAGUAGAGACGGGGUUUCACCUGUUAGCCAGGAUGGUCUCGAUCUCCUGACCUCGUGAUCCGCCUGCCUCGGCCUCCCAAAGUGCUGGGAUUACAGGCGUGAGCCACCGCGCCCGGCAGAUCAUUUUCUUUCAACAAAUUCACACAUUCGUUCAUGCUUCUUCUAUACCUUUUACCCCUAAAGUCAUCCACUCCUGACUUCCUCCUGCUGGUUUCCCAAACUGCGCAAUGACUGCCCCAUCAUAGGCAGUGGUCCGUGGAGUCGGCCUCACUUUCACCUUUCCCCGCAUCUACUUGUUUCCAAGGCCAGUGGUACUUAACUGGGUCAAGUUGCCUGUGCACCUUCAGGAACAGAAUUGCCAUGUUCCUCGCUGCCAGCAGGAAAGGCUGCAUUCCAAGCCCAGUGAAGAUGUGUGCCUGUCCAGCCGCCCACCAAGGAUGUCAUCUGUAGAAUGGGUGGAGGGCAGGGGUUUAUUUGGUGUAUAUUUUUACAUUCAAAUGCACUUAAUAUCACUCUGUAAAGCCCAGAUGAAUGCAAAUGUGCCUGUAACUUCCUCCUUUAAUCUGUCCAGGUAAUAUCUAGUCUUUAGUCUUACAUUUUCUUUCUCCCUUUGUUUCAUGAAAUUCCUUGAGAAAACUUCAACAGUAAAGAAAGAAAUUUCGUUCAUCUCACAACUCUUCCAAACGAAGAAACUUAGUGAAAUAUUUCCGAGCUUCUAGAUGUGAGGUACAAAACUUGGGAUCAGUGGGAUCAAAUGGAAUCUUGAUUCACUAACCAAUUUAAGAUCUGACUUCUAAUUUUAGGAACUUUGGGUUAUGAACACUUCCAUUUUAUACCUGUGUCUAGUUAGUUUCUGCCUAUCUAUCCAAGAAGCUUUUAUCAAGGGUCCACCAUGUGCCAGCCACUGAAGUAGAUAUAAAUACAAGGAUGUAUAAGGUAUGGAUGAUGGUAUACGAGUUGUCAUCUUACUGGAUUUGUCCGCUCUGAUAAAGAUACGGUUCCGAAAACUUUUUAAAGCCCUAGAGAGGGCUUUAAGGCAAUGUAGCAUCAUAUAUAGAGACAUCAACCUGUUCAUAUAUUUCUAUUUAACAGAACUGUGCACCUGGGCACAAGGGUGUGCACAACAGGAUGUGUACAGCAGCACUGUUCAAGUGUAGUACAUCCAUACUACAGGAUCUUACGCAACUGUUGGAAAGAAUGAAGCAAUGCUGCACUGUGGUCAUGCAGUGAUCUCUAAGACAUAUUAACUAGAAAAGCAAAAGGUUAAACAAUGCAUAGCAGCUGGGCGCGGUGACUCACGCCUGUAAUCCCAGCACUUUGGGAGGCUGAGUAGGGCAGAUCACCUGAGGUCAAGAGUUUGAGACCAAUCUGGCCAUUGUGGCGAAACCCUGUCUCUACUAAAACUACAAAAAUUAGCCGGGCGUGGUGGCACAUGCCUGUAAUCCCAGCUACUCGGCAGGCUGAGGCAGGAGAAUCGCUUGAACUGGGGAGGUGGAGGUUGCAGUGAGCUGAGAUCACACCACUGCAUUCCAGCCUGGGUGACAGAGGGAGACUCCGUCUCUUAAAAAACAACCAAAAAAAAAAAAAAAAAAAUGCAUAGCAAGCUGUAAUGCUCUUUGUGUUUUAGAAUAGUAGAGGUCUGGAAAGUUGUUUGCUUUUCCCCAGUUUUUUUUGCUGUGUUACCUCUGAAGGGAAUUGAGGUAGAGGGGAGAGUUAGAAGGAAUAUUUGGCUUUUCUAUUUUAUAUCCUCCUGGGUGAAAUUUUUACAACAGACAUGUACUGGUGUAUUUUGAAAUGUUUUUAAAUUUUUGUAUUUCAAAAUAAUAAAAUAUAAAUUCAAACUGCAA